AUGUAUCAUUGUGUUUUUAUAAUUUUCUCACUUCUCUUGCCAAGUCUUGAGACUACAAUCGCUAACCAAUUGGUAGUAGUUGGAGGAGGUGAUGAUAAUCUUGUUAUAAACAAGUGUUUGGAUAAGGAGAUACAUGCUCUCCUUCAUUUCAAAGCCCUCCUUAAAGAUCCCAAUGGUAUUCUCUCUACAUGGAAAGAUGACGAACAUAACUGCUGUAAAUGGCUUGGAGUCACAUGCAACAACCAAACCGGUCAUGUCACAGGGCUUGAUAUCGGUUUGUGUAGUCUUGAAGGUGAGAUUAGCCAUUCAUUGGCUAACUUAACCUACUUGAAUCAUCUUGAUCUUUCCUCCAAUUCUUUUCAUGGAACCAUUCCCAGAUCCAUUGGUUCCUUGACUGAACUAAGGUUCCUUAGCCUAUCAAAUAACUCUCUUUAUGGAACCAUUCCUCCAGAGUUUGGAAACCUCACCAACUUGCAAUGGCUUUACCUUGGAUUUGUUGGAAGAUGUAGAGUUGAAAACCCAGAGUGGUUGUCUGGCCUAUCUUAUCUGGAGGAGCUUGUCAUGAAUGGGAUUUCUUUGGCUAAAGCAAAUCACUGGGUGGAUGUCAUUUUGAGUCUACGGAAACUAAAUUUCUUGAGUUUGCUGAGUUGUGAGCUCUCACAGGUCAUGUAUCCGUAUUCUUCUUCAUUUCUCAACUCUUCUUCAUCUAUUGAAGUCCUUGGUCUUGUAAACAACAAUCUCACCUCAUCCAUGUAUCGUUGGUUGUUUCCCUUAACCAGCAAUAAGCUUCAUGAACUUUAUCUCUCUAGGAACAUGUUACAUGGGAUACCCAAUUAUCUUGGUAAUCUCUGUAGUUUGAAAACUUUUUUCUUCAUGAACAACUCUGUUGUUGUCAAAUUUCCUGAUUUUCUGAAAAACUUGUCGGGAUGCACAUCGCUUGCAUUACAAUCAUUGGAUGCUUCUUAUAGCCAAUUUACAGAGUCAUUGUCUGAUGACAUCCAAAAGUUUUCAUCCCUAAAUAUUUUGAGCCUGUCUCAUAAUCACUUAAAUGGAACUAUAAGUGGGAAAUUGUGGGAACUACCCAAACUUAAAGUUCUUGAUGUCUCUUUCAAUUAUCUUAGAGGUGCUAUCUCUGAAAACAUCGGAAAGUCGAAGGCAAUUAUUAUAAAUCUUUCGAAAAAUUCAAUUGAGGGAGUUGCUUCUACAGAUCACAUGUCAAACCUUUCUCAUAUAGAGUACGCUGGUAUAAGCUCUUGCAAGCUAGGGCCCAACUUCCCCAAAUGGAUUCAAACAUUUAAAAAUCUCACGCGUCUUGAUAUUUCCAAUAAUGGAAUUUCAGACACAAUUCCUCUGGGGUUUUGGGACAUGUGGCCUUCUAAAUUAACACAUUUGAAUCUCUCUUCCAACAACAUCAGUGGGCAAGUACCAGAUUUAUCAUCGAAUUUUGACUAUCGGUCAGUGAUAGAUUUGAGUUCCAACAGAUUUUAUGGUCCGAUACCAAAUGUUUCUUCCACUCUAGUAUCAUUAAAUCUUUCAAGAAACAAGUUCUCUGGAGAAAUUUCCCUUCUAUGCCAAAUUGUCGGUGGGUUGUUACAAUUUCUUGACCUCUCUGAUAACUUUCUAACGGGACAACUUCCAGACUGUUUGUGGCAUUUCAAAGACCUAAAAGUUCUUAAUCUAGGAAACAACUAUCUUUCUGGAAUGCUUCCCACCUCUUUAGGAUAUUUGGUUCAACUUGAGGCGUUGUAUUUAUUUAACAACGACUUCUCUGGAGAGUUAUCGUUGUCUCUAAAGAAUUGCACCAAGUUAAACUUCUUGGAUUUAGGAGCCAACAAGUUUUUCGGGAACGUACCUGUUUGGAUUGGGGAAAGCUUGUCAGGAUUGUAUGCUCUUAUCCUAAGAUCAAACCACUUCUUUGGAACCAUCCCUUUGCAGUUAUGUCAAUUACAAAAGCUCCAAAUUCUAGACUUGUCAAUGAACCAUCUCCAUGGAAGCAUCCCCUCAUGUUUGAACAAUCUUACGAGCAUGGUUCAAGAUGGAUUCUCACAAGUAGAAAAUGUACAUCAUCAUUUAUCAUGGUCUAUCGAUAUAUUUAGUUUUGAUGCUGCAUAUGUUGACCAUGCGAUGAUCAUGUGGCAAGGAGCUGAACGUGAGUUCAUUAGAAAUCUUGGAUUGUUGAAGUGCAUCGACCUGUCAAGCAACAAUUUAACAGGAAAAAUCCCAUAUGAACUUACCGAUCUCUAUGAAUUGUUUGCACUAAACUUAUCAAAGAACAAUAUUCUUGGAGAGAUCCCAUCACAAAUUGGUCUGAUGAAAAAACUCUUGGCUUUGGAUUUAUCAAGAAACAAUUUGUCAGGAGGGAUACCAUCAAGUAUGACUCAAAUGACUUUUUUGGGUUACCUAGACGUGUCAUGUAAUAACUUGUCAGGGAAAAUCCCAUCUAGCACUCAGCUCCAGUCUUUUGAACCUUCAAGGUACAAUGGGAACACCGGACUAUGUGGACCUCCGCUUAACAAAAAAUGUCCUGGAGAUGAAAAACCUGAAGUGCCACGCGUUAUUGGUAGAAGUGAAGGUGAUGGGGAAGGUGUAGAUGAAGUUGAAAGAUGGUUUUAUAUCGGUGGGGGAACUGGUUUUGUUACUGGAUUUUGGAUAACAUGUGGUGCUUUACUUCUCAAUCGUCAAGGGAGAUAUGCUUUUUUUCAGUUUUAUGAUAGCUUCAAAGACUGGGUUUACGCGAAGGUGGUGGUCCUCAUUGCAAAUUUGCAAAAGGUUGUACAUAAAUAG
Lactuca saligna is the source of this 2784-nucleotide messenger RNA. NCBI's taxonomy places the organism in Eukaryota, Viridiplantae, Streptophyta, Magnoliopsida, Asterales, Asteraceae. The record is from the annotation of a GenBank genome assembly.